Molecule: messenger RNA, 1488 nt
Organism: Aspergillus terreus NIH2624
Lineage: Eukaryota; Fungi; Ascomycota; Eurotiomycetes; Eurotiales; Aspergillaceae
Exons: 2
Coding region: 1-1488 (495 amino acids)
Biological process (GO): zinc ion transmembrane transport; intracellular zinc ion homeostasis
Cellular component (GO): membrane
Molecular function (GO): zinc ion transmembrane transporter activity
Source: RefSeq, a predicted model, not a curated record
AUGUACUCUCGCUCCUCGUCGGUUUAUGGGCGGUCAAAGUCGCCAACCGAGAAACUACCUCCAAGUCAUACACCUACGGAGUGCGUUCUCCCCACCCCUCGUCUCAUACUGGUCGCAUCGAAGCUAACCAAGCUUUUCGUCCAGUGGCAACGUGCCGAAACCCUCGGUGCCCUCGUCAAUGGUGUCUUCCUGGUCGCCUUGUGCGUAUCGAUUUUCCUCGAGGCUAUACAACGGUUGGUGGAACCCCAGGAGGUGAAGAACGGCAAACUCGUCUGUAUUGUCGGUUGUCUUGGUCUUUUGUCCAACAUCAUUGGCCUGGUCCUCUUCCACGAUCACUCCCAUGGACACGGACAUGGUCACGUUCACGCCGACGUUGAGGAUGUGGAAGCUGCCGAGCAUGGCAUCGCCCAUGACCACUCUACAAUUCCCCACGCAGAUACCCGCAGAACAAGUCUUGAGCCCGCUACCGAACCCGCCUCUCCCUUCUCUCGCAGACAACGAGCCAUCGAAAGCCAUCGCGGCUCGCCACGAUACACCACCUCUAGCCGUGGUUUUAUGGAUGUGGAAGACCUGCAGGUCCACCCAGCCACACUGAGACAGGAGAUCAUCGCCGCCAGCCGCAACCGCUUCCCGGAAGAUGAGCCGUCGGAGUCAGACUCGGAUCAAGCGGGCGAGAACGGAGAUGAGAAUGGCCAACCGUCGGAGCGGACGGGCCUGCUAGGCCGCAAUGAUCGAGCUGGAAAAUACACAGACGAAAUCCACGCUCCGGUGAAUGCGCCGGUGAUGGCCGCCGAGGAUGACAUCCAUAAGCAUCACAAUCAUGCCCAGCCGAAGCCCAAGGAGCACAAGCAUGGCCACGGUCACGACCUCAACAUGCGUGGUGUAUUCCUGCACGUUAUGGGGGAUGCGUUGGGAAACAUCGGCGUCAUCGCGUCUGCUUUGGUGAUCUGGCUGACAGAUUACUCCUGGAGAUUCUACGUCGAUCCGGGCAUUUCGCUUCUGAUUACCAUCAUUAUCCUUGCUUCCGCCAUUCCCUUGUGCAAGGCCGCCUCCCGCAUCCUUUUGCAGGCCGUCCCACAGGGAAUGAGCAUUGACCAUAUCAAGGAGGACAUUGAACGCCUUCCGGGUGUGAUUAGCUCUCACCAUCUGCAUGUCUGGCAGCUCAGCGACACCAAGCUGGUCGCCUCUCUCCAUAUCCAGGUGGACACAGAAAUCAAGGGCGAAGGCUCCGACCGAUACAUGCACCUGGCCCGACAGGUCCGACGAUGUCUGCACGCCUAUGGCAUUCAUUCAUCCACGAUCCAGCCUGAGUUUAUGCCGGAGAGCGACGCGGAGGACAACAAUGCUGCGUCGUCUUCGGCCGGAAGCAGUAAUGGCGCCGCGCGUGGGCCGGAUGCUUUCCGGGACGGGGAUCCCCAGGCCUGUCUUCUGGAAUGUGGCGAGGAAUGCGCCCGGGGUGGACAAUGUUGCCCCAAACCCGCACCCUAA